Molecule: messenger RNA, 861 nt
Organism: Mesorhabditis belari
Lineage: Eukaryota; Metazoa; Nematoda; Chromadorea; Rhabditida; Rhabditidae
Source: the annotation of a GenBank genome assembly
AUGAUCUUGCUCUUCUUGUCAUUGGUCUCUUGUGCAAUUUGCUACGAGAACUCCAAAAAUAUGAUUGAAAAUGUUCUGGAAAUAGUCCAUAAAGAAUGCUCAUUCGAUAUUGAUAGUCCGUGUCUACAACCGAUCCGCGAAACAUCGAAUCUUUUUGAGGUAUUACCGCCAAAGAAUCUCGCAUUAUGCCGGGUGAAGAACGAGAUGUUCGAAACGUCAAUGGCAACGAUGUGUUAUCUGAAUCGAACGGAACAGUUUUUCGCUCAACGGAGACACAUUCAUACGGAGGAUGGGAAUAACUGGCUUUGUGGAGUAGAGAAUCAACGAGAUGCUCUCGGUCAAAUGAUCCCUCCAAAUAUCACAUAUUUUGCUGUAAUCACUCAUCCGAUCGAUCGAUUCAUGAACGCAUUUGUGAAAAAGUGCAAAGGUGCUUUCAAAUCACCAUCAUGUUAUGGCUGUAAUAGUGAUGUUGGUUGUAUGAUCAAUACAAUCUAUGAAAAGUCAAAAGAAUUCUCGAAAAAACCUUAUUGGAGAAAAUUUGGUCAUUUCUAUUUGGAGCACUUCUUGCCGCAAACUUGGUUUUGCCCAUUCACAACCGACAGGUUCUCCAUUGUCAGCUACGCAAGCCAAACAAAGCGAAAAUCUGCGAACGAUAAAUUUCUCGGGGUUCUGCAUAAAGCAAAUGUCACUUAUGAAAAGCUGACUUACAUCGAGACUGAACUCGAGCAGUUACCGAAAACUUCAAUCAAUCUGGAGUUGAACAAGAAAUUCACCAAAGAACUCCUAGAAAGCGAAGAUUUCCUUCGGAAAUUCUUGCAUAUUUAUUAUUUUGACUUUAUUUAUUUUGGAAUUCAAAUGGUU